AUGCUAAGCCACGUGCAGCAGCAGGAAAAGCGGGUCUCCAUUUCGUUGCCUCUUGCCUGCCGUCAGGUCAUGGUGUCAAGCGAGGACGUGGCGUCCAUGGUCCGAUACAAGCAGCGGGCGGCCUCCGACGAGGUGAGCGUGAGCACCCACUCGGACGGCCUUCGGCCGGCUUCCCGCUCGGGCUCCCCUGAGGUGCUCGGGAACAGCGGGGAUGUGGUGCCUAUGGAGCCCAUCGUGGAGGUGACGCCAGAGUUGACGAAUGACCCGGCUCAACAGUUGGCGGAGAAGCCUGGUCUGGUGAGGACUCUCACCUCCGCCGUUGGUCGGAAAGCCCCGAACAAGCCACCGCGACCGACAUUUACGCCCCAGCUGUUCAAGACUUUCUCGCAAGCGGAGCUGAAACUCAAGCGCGACGCGCAGAAAGAGUCCAAGCGGCACUCAAUGACGACGAGGUCUGGGAGCAUGGCCGAUCCCGGGGAGCGCGGCUUACCGGCAUUCGUGAAGGCGCCGGCGUUCGACGUCUUCUUUACAUGUGUAGUCAUUGUCAACUCGAUCUUCAUUGGAGUGGAGCUCCAAGUCUCUCUGUCCAGUCCAGAUGGAACUCCAGUUCCCAUCGCUGUCAUCCAGUACAUCUUCACCUUCUUGUUCCUCAUGGAGCUGAUUCUGCGCUGGGCGGCUGCAGGAUUCAAGAGGUUUCUCUGUGGCGAGGACUGGCUCUGGGGCUGGCUCGACCUGAUUAUCGUGCUCACUUCACUUUGGGAGGUUGGCUUUGAGGUGGCCUUCUGGAUACAAGGAACUUCGGGCGAUGGCGGCGGGCUGAGUAGCCUGACGAGUCUGAAGGUACUGCGCAUUGUUCGCAUCACGCGGAUUGUGAAGGCCGCCCGGCUGAUCCGAAUCUUCCGGUUCGUCAUGGCCUUCCGGCUUCUUAUUGCCUCGAUCAUCGCAACCCUGAAGUCGCUGCUGUGGGCGCUGAUGCUGCUGGCACUGAUCAUCUACGUCUUUGCCAUCCUGCUGACGCAGGCUGUGCACACCUACAUCUCGGAUCCGGACUGUGAUUUGGAGCCAGCAGAGCUCCAGGCAAGCCACCAAUACUUUGGCUCACUGGGGCAAACGAUGCUCAGCCUCUUCAUGAGCAUCGCCGGCGGUGUGAGCUGGGAGCAGGUCGUGUGGCCGCUAAGAGCCAUGUCCGAAGCGUGGAUUUGGGUCUUCCUCUUCUACAUCUCCUUCACGUACUUUGCAGUGUUGAACGUCGUGACGGCAGUUUUCUGUCAAAGUGCGAUUGAUGGAGCUCAAAACGAUCACGCCUCGAAAGUGCACGCCAUCCUCGCCAACAAAGAGGCGCAUCUCGGCAAGAUCAACACCCUGUUCGCGAAAUUUGGUGCUGAUGACGGCGUCAUCACUUUCAAAAUGUUCCAGGACAAGAUCAACUCAGUGGAAGUACGCGAAUACUUCCAGACGCUGGGGCUCGACGUUUGGGAUGCCUGGUCCUUCUUCAAGUUGUUGGACAAAGAUGCGGGUGGCGCCGUGGAGAUCGAAGAGUUCCUUAUGGGCUGCUUGCGGCUACGUGGGCAGGCCACAGCAAUGGAUGUCGGAAAGAUCAUCAAUGACCAGCAGUGGCUGAUGAAGACGCAGGGCAAGUUCAAUGCCUACAUGGAAGUCGAGCUGAAGCAGAUCAAGGAUCACUUGACGAUUCUUACUGGCAUCAACUGCAGCUCUGAUGAUCACAUCGGUUGGAUCUUUGAGUCCCACAACCUCGGAGAGCAAGAAUUGGAUACUGCUUCUGACGCUUCAUGCGCGUAG
This is a messenger RNA of Symbiodinium natans, 1800 nucleotides long. NCBI's taxonomy places the organism in Eukaryota, Dinophyceae, Suessiales, Symbiodiniaceae. The record is from the annotation of a GenBank genome assembly.